This is a messenger RNA of Pecten maximus, 2893 nucleotides long. Its product is annotated as neuronal acetylcholine receptor subunit beta-3-like. The record is from RefSeq and is a predicted model, not a curated record. Gene Ontology annotation, cellular component: synapse; membrane; neuron projection. Lineage: Eukaryota; Metazoa; Mollusca; Bivalvia; Pectinida; Pectinidae. The transcript has 2 exons. Gene Ontology annotation, molecular function: extracellular ligand-gated monoatomic ion channel activity; transmembrane signaling receptor activity; neurotransmitter receptor activity. Gene Ontology annotation, biological process: regulation of membrane potential; monoatomic ion transmembrane transport; signal transduction. The coding region runs from base 133 to 1383 and encodes 416 amino acids.
GUGAUGUACAAACUCGGACAUCGCCAGAUUUUAUUGUACGUUCUACAGGAGACGCCGGUAUACAUUGGACGAUCCGUUGACAGCUUUUUGACAACAAAAGUACAUCAGAAGAAGAAGUAUUAGUUAUUGAACAUGACAUCAGAGGGCACCCUGUUGGCCUUGUUCCUACUGGCAUCAAUGAUAAAUGUCACCAUCUCGUCACAUACACUACAAGAUGUAAAGGAUGUGUACACACACAUUUUCAAUGGUUACGACAAACGAGUCAUCCCGCUUUUGAAACAAGGAUAUAGUUUACCUGUUUAUAUGGAAUUCAUAUUGAGGUCGAUAAACGAAUUCGAUGAAAAGUCGCAGAAACUUGCAAUAGCAGGCAUGUUUACUAUAACAUGGAUAGACGAAUCACUGAAGUGGAACAUGUCAGACUUCGGUUAUGUGUGGCAUGUCCAUGUUGACGCGAAAUCAAUAUGGCUGCCAAACAUUGUCCUUAUCAACACCUAUGAUAAAUUCACUAUGCUAGCAGAGGCUGCUUCGACUGCGCUUGUAUAUUACGAUGGGUAUGUUGAGUGGUUAUCGGGUGACAGUUACGUCGUCAGCUGUGAGGUCGAUAUCACUUAUUAUCCAUUCGAUACACAAAAGUGUUAUUUGUUAUUCGAAGUGUGGGAUGCACCUGUUUCUGAAGUCGCUCUCAUGAAAUACUCAGAAUCACUUAAUAUGUCUCUUUUACAGGAAAAUGUCGAAUGGGUUCUUUUAAAAACGGAGAUUUUUGAUUCGAAAACAGACAAUGAAUCAUAUGUGUCAUAUGUCACUUAUGUCAUGCAUCUACAGAGAAGGCCAAAGUUCGUGAUCUCGACUAUCGUCGCCCCCGUAAUCCUAUUGGCGUUUCUAAAUGUCUGCGUGUUCCUCAUACCGUCGUCUUCAGGAGAGAAGAAUUCAUUUUGUGUGACGGUGUACCUGUCAUACGCUGUGUUUCUAGGAAUAAUCAGCUCCGAACUUCCUCACAACUCACAAAAUGUAUCUUUCUUGGCCAUGUAUCUGCUCUCACUUCUGAUUUUCAGUGUGAUCAUCGUCCUGAUAACAGUCAUACAAGUUCGUCUCUUUAUCGAGUAUGGAGAAACACCAGUACCGACCUCACUUUUGAAAGUGUGUUGCUUUUGUACACGUGGAACUCGAUCUCAAGUAACUCCUCUGGAUGAUAAUGAUAGAGUGGAACACAUCGGUAUGGGCGGUGAUGACAAGGAAGUUACUCACACAUAUAAGAAUGAAACACUUGUUUGUUUUAAAGAGGUGUUGCCGAGACUCGAUGUCCCCUUGUUCUUUUUCUUCUUGAUAAUUUUGAUUUUGUUCACUUUAGUUAUGGGCAUGUAUACCUAUUCCAAUGCAUUGUGAACGGUCGUUUCUAUUGUAUGCGAUGACGUUUCCUUUGAUAGAUGUCCUGACAUGUUUCAUGAGUCAUUCCUAUUGGAUACUGUAUACUAGUAGUUGUUUCUUUUCAAGGGGGUGAUAUUUCGCGGUUGUCAAAGUCAUGUCGGAUUGUAGUUCACGGGUUACAAAUUCCUCGUAACACCUCCAUUUGAACAUAUUGCAGUAAGCAGGCGAAUGCAUCUUUACAUUGUCUGCGUUUAAUGUAUAUUGAUAAUCACGUUAUAGAUAUUAGCUGGUCGUUUAUUAUCUGGUUAUAUUUAAUGACCCCGACUAUAAUGCAAUGUCCCACAAAUAUUUCAAACAAUAUCCUUUAUUUAUAUUUAUGUAUCCCUGGUAAAUACUAGCCGCAAUAUACCGCUCGGCUAGAGAGAUCUUCCCUUUAGCUCGAUCGGUUGAGCGUAAAACUAGAAAGCCCGAGUUCGAUCCCUAGCGGAAGGAGUGAUUCAAAUUUAAUUGAUCAUGCGCUCUGUUAGAUCGGCGCCCAUGUAGGUACAUAUAUGUACUCGGGAAUGAUACUCAUCGCUGCUUGCGAAAGCAUCGCUGUUACCCGAACAAGAGACUGUAUUGUGUUUUUAUUGAUUACAGUAAGGCUUUCGAUAGUGUUAAUCAUCAAAAAUUAUGGUAUAAACUUUGGAGAAAUGGUAUUAGGGGGCGAUUACUGAAUGUUAUUAAAUCAAUUUACGAUAAUGUACGUUCCUGUGUUAAACUAAAUGGUAAAUUAUCCGCCAUGUUCGAUUUGGAUGUCGGAUUAUUGCAAGGAGAAUCUUUAUCCUGAAUGCUCUAUUCUCUUUUUGUAAACGAUAUGGAAAGUCAUUUUAUAAAUUCUAAUUGUCAAAGUUACUCGUUACAGCUGAUUAACCUCUUUAUGUUAAUGUACGCAGACGAUACAGUCUUGUUUUCAGAGGACGUUACCGACCUCCAAAAUAUGCUUGAUAGGUUACAGACUUAUACUCUUAAAUGGAACUUAAAAAUAAACACAGAUAAAACAAAAAUUGUUGUUUUUAGGAAAAGAAAAAGAAUGCUACCCUCUGAAAACUGGACUUUUAAUGGAAACCCUAUAGAAAUUGUCGAUAAGUUUUGUUACCUUGGCCUGAUUUUUAACUUUAACGGUAGAUUCACUGCAGCAUUAGAUACUUUGGCUUGCCAAGGAAGAAAAGCAUAUUAUCAUUUAAAAAGAAAAAUGAAAGUGUUCACCCUUAAUAUUGAAACGAAAAUGUCUUUAUUUGACACUUAUGUUGCAUGUGUUUUGAAUUACGGAUGUGAAGUAUGGGGACAAGCUGUUUCACCACAAAUUGAAAAAAAUCAUCUUUUUCUCAAAGACUUACUUAAUGUUAAGAAAUCGGUAAAUUCUUCUAUGGUCUUCUUCGAAACUGGUAGAUAUUCAUUGUAUGUGCAACGUAAAAUAGCAGUAAUGAAAUAUUGGCUGAAAUUACUAAAAACCAAUAAUUGUGUUUUAAAAUCAUGUUAUGACGCA